This is a messenger RNA of Phycodurus eques (leafy seadragon), 5340 nucleotides long. It is a transcript of the gene l3mbtl2, whose product is annotated as L3MBTL histone methyl-lysine binding protein 2. The transcript has 18 exons. Gene Ontology annotation, biological process: regulation of DNA-templated transcription. Bases 227 to 2530 code for a protein of 767 amino acids. Gene Ontology annotation, molecular function: zinc ion binding. Lineage: Eukaryota; Metazoa; Chordata; Actinopteri; Syngnathiformes; Syngnathidae. Gene Ontology annotation, cellular component: nucleus. The record is from RefSeq and is a predicted model, not a curated record.
UUGUAAUUGAACGUCAAAUUCCACGCCACCCGGUCCCACAACGCGGGUCGACUCGCGAGAAUACGGUCACUGACAUGAAUGACGUAAAACGUAUGCGACCUUGUGCGGCUCAGCCAGUAAACAACUUCAUUACGACGCUUCUAAUUUAAGAAGGACAUGCCGCCUGAAGAAAGGAUGUGGUGGGAGUAGGUGUGCUUCCAGCCCUAUUGGAUGAGUAGAAUACAGGAUGCCUUACCACUGUGUGGCGUACGGAUGUGGCAAAACUGCUGAAAACAAUGUGACACUUUUUAGAUUCCCCAAAGACCCAGAGGAGUUUCGCAAAUGGGAGAAGCAGGUUCAGCGUACUCGCAGCGACUGGUUCGCCUCACCCAACUGUCACCUCUGCAGCGACCAUUUUGGUAAAGACUACUUUGAGUCCAUAUCACCCUUAGGGGUUCCAAAGCUGCGAACUGGGGCAGUCCCCACUGUGUUUGUCCGCCCACACUGCUCUUCCUGCAAUGGCACUGGCUGUAAUAACUGUUUUCCUGCUAUCAAACACCGGAGCAUUGAUGCAGAACCGAAAGAGUGUAAUAUUAUAGCACAUUCUCAGACAACGAAUAAUGAAAUAGCACCAUCAUGGUCACAUAGUACAGAUAGAGCAAGUGGUGAGGAACAUCAGACAGGACAACUUGAGGAGCAGUCUAAAGUUGAAAAAACAGUGGUGUGCGAGACAUGUGGCGCAACUGGCAGCAGUAGCAGCUUUUACUCAAAAAGCAAGCGUUUCUGUAGCGCAUUGUGCGCGCGUUCCUAUUCCUCCCACUUAAAGAAGUUGACCGCACGGGCUCGCCUGCAGGAAAAGCCUCUAACAAAAAAGACCAAAGUGUUGAGCAAAUUUACCAAAGCACGCUCGACAGUAUUGGAUGCACCUGUUGCACUUUUUGAAUGGGGCGCCUACUUGGAAAAGGAAACAUCCUUGGGGGCAUCCGUUUCCUGCUUCAGACAUGCUCCCAUGUGUGCCCAGUGGGACGACAUCAGCAUAGGGAUGAAGGUAGAAGUCUUAAACACCAAUGCAGUCCUGCCCACUAAAGUUUACUGGAUCGCUACAGUCAUUCAAAUUGCAGGAUACAAAGCCUUGUUGCGGUACGAGGGCUUUGAGCAUGACAGCAGCCGCGAUUUCUGGUGCAGCCUCGUUUCAGGCGAGGUGCACCCCAUCGGGUGGUGUGCGAUGACUGGCAAGCUUCUGGUGCCUCCGCAAGAUGUGGCCAACAUCCCUGACUGGAAAGAGUAUUUGAUGAAAAAGUUGGUGGGGGCCCACACUCUGCCUGUUGAGUUCUACCUGAAGCUGAACGAGAGCCUGAAGCAGCAGUCCUUCAGAGUGGGCAUGCGCGUGGAGGUGGUCGACCCCAAACACGUCAGCCGGACACGCAAGGCUGUCAUAGAAUCCAUUACUGGAGGGCGCCUGCGGCUGUUAUACAUGGACCAGAGCGAUUCCCCUGAAAAUGUCAUUGCAGAUUUCUGGUGCCACCUGUCUAGUCCUCUCUUGCACCCGACUGGUUGGUCCAAAAGUGUGGGUCACGACAUCAAGACACCCAGUGUGGUAUCUCCAGGUGCUGGUUUGAAGGGCACUUGUGACAGUACAGACAACCUCUUUAAAAAGCCCAGAUUUGUCUACAUGGAUGGAGGUUUCUUUGAGGAGGGAAUGAAGCUCGAGGCCAUUGACCCUCUAAACCUGGGUAGCAUCUGCGUGGCAACUGUACACAAGGUGCUGACAGACGGCUACCUAAUGGUCGGCAUCGAUGGCGCAGCAUCACUCAAUGGCGCUGACAGGUUCUGUUACCACGCCUCCUCUCAUGCCAUCCUACCCAGAGGCUUCUGCAAAAAGAAUAACAUCAAUCUCACUGUGCCACAAGGUUUUGAUCUCAAAACCUUCACCUGGGAAAAUUACCUGAAGGAGACAAAUUCAAAAGCUGCACCACCACAACUAUUCAACACUGACUAUCCAGGUCAUGGCUUCUCCCCCAACGUCAAACUCGAAGCAGUGGACCUGAUGGAGCCGCGGCUGGUGUGCGUGGCCACGGUGAAGCGUUGCGUGGGACGCGUGCUCCUCAUCCACUUCGACGGCUGGGACGAUGACUUUGACCAGUGGGUCAACCACGAGUCCCCCGACAUUUAUCCCAUUGGAUGGUGUGAGCUCACCCACUACCAGCUCCAGCCGCCUCCUGGACUUGUAGUGGAAAACUAUGCAGUACAGGUCAAGAAACCAAAGAUGCCUUUGUUUAGGAACAAAAGACGGAAGAGGAAGAAGCGCUUGCACCCUCAACAUCAAGCAAAAGAGGAAGAGGGUAAUGACGACGACUACAAUGGCGAUCGACAACCGCCUUCGAGCAAAGCGACCGUCCAACCUCCAUUACCGGAAAACACAACUUCUCCUCCGGACGUGCCCCUUGUUCAACUCAAAGGCGAACCAGAGGAGCAGGAGAUCACUGCAGUGGAAGUGAAAGUGGAGGAGGUGGAGAUGGAGAGUCCCAUCUCCAGUCAAGUGCCAACAUAACGCUUCAGGAAGCCUAGCAGAGGAACUGUGGAACACGAGGUCAAGCCUGGUGAUUUUAGUUUAUUAUUUCUUUAACCUUUGUACAGAAGAAAUCAUGUUUUUAAGCAGAGACCCAGAUGUAGACAUAAGGGAACUGGAGACAGCAGGCUGGGAUGGAAUGCAAAAAACAAACCUCUAAAAUAAUGAGAGCUGAGAAAGAUGACAUUUCUAGCGAUUUAGUUAUUUCUAAACAAUAAAAAGUUAUUCAUCGCAUGCUCAUUUACCUAUUCUAAAUCAUGAAUGUAUAUAAUGUACAGUGUGUAGAAAAACUACCUUUUUCUCACGCAACAAACAUUCAUUUUGUGUAGCUGUGGUUGCAUAUGAACUAUUUAUAUCUUUUCAUUAUGGGCCUGUCAAAUCAUGUGAUUAGUGUCAUUAUAGGUUCUGUACACUGACAGGACUAAACAUAUUUGAACAUUUUAAAUUGUAAAAGAUAUCUUUAGCUCAAAAAAUAAAGUCCCUGUAAAGUGCAAAUACAUGUCUUUGUAAUUUGACACACCAGCACGAGGCCCCGGUCCACUCGCUGGCUGUCAAGUCAAGACUUUUUUUUCUCUUCCCCCUUCUUGCUAUUCUUCCUUUCUCUACAUUACAUGCAUGCACUCACAACCGACAACGAGGCGCUCCAGCAGACUACGCAUCCAUCCUUCCGUACCGCUUAUCCUCACUAGGGUCGCAGGCGUGCUGGCACCUAUCUCGGCUAAUUCUGGGCGAAAGGCGGGGUACAGCCUGAAUUGGUCGCCAGCCAAUCGCAGGGCACAUAUGGACCAAAAAAAAUCUUUCUCAACGUGUAUACACACAGCACCCCGUAUUGACAGAAAAAAACGUCAAUAUCAGCCUUCAAAAUCAGUCAUGCUGGCCGACUAACUAUAUUGUAUUAACCAUGAGUUGAGAUUUGCCUCAGAGGGCAAUAACGUCAGCAUUUUACCAUCCUCUGAUUGGUUGGUCAUAACAUGUAACAGUCGUUUGGGUAAUGUAGUUCUCUUACUGUGUGUCGCCUGGAAGCGAUGUCGUCAGGCAGCACCUUUGAAUAGCUUCCAACCAGAUAGAGACAUGGACGCAGUUGAUGCAGUGCCUCUUUUCUUUUGUCACGCAACUUACCGUAUUUUCCCGACCACAAGGCGCACCGUAUUAAAAGGCGCAGUCGCAGUUAUGGGGUCUAUUUGCGUAUUUAACACAUACAUAAGGAGCACCGUUUUAUUGGGCGCAGGCAUGGUAAAACAUACGCUAGCUUAAAACAUACGGUAGCAUGCAUGCACGCUAAAACAAUGUUUUUAAAAAGGCAGCGGGCGCAAAACUGAGUAAGGUCGUAAUUUAUUGAAGUAUUUAACAAUGUAUUCACGUUAUUUUUUGAUUAAUCCUCAUCCACAAAUCCAUCAAAGUCCUCAUCUUCUGUAUCCGAAAUGAACAGCUGGGCAAGUUCUCAAUCAAACAUGCCAGGUUCCCUCUCGUCAUUGUCGGAGUCGGUCUCGCUGCCCUGCGGCUCCUCAGAAAUGAUGCCGACUUUUACGAAAGCUCAAACAACAGUGCAAGCAGACACAUUAGCCCAAGCAUCCACAAUGCAUUCACAAAUUGUGGCGUAACUCGCCCGGCGCUGCCUCCUAGUCUUAGUUAAACUGUGUUCGCCAUCUGUCAUCCAUCGCUCCCUCGCAACUUCACGUUGAACGCCCGCCCUGUUUUGUCCAGCGGUUGGAAGUCCUUCGUCAAGCCUCCCGGAAUGAUGGCAAGCUCUGAGUUAUUGCACUCAGUCGAAUGGUGCCUGUAGAGACGCUUCUCCCGGCUGUUCUUUGCUCAUUCUUUGCUGUUCUUUGGCGAGGUGGCUCGAGUUGGAAGACCAACUCAGGCCACCUCGCCUUGUUUCCGCGUAAACUCAGCUUCGUCUUCUUGACUCGGCGAAGCUCGUUUUCCUGCUUCCUCCACUUGCGAACCACGGAUUUGUUGAUCUUGAAUUCUCUCCCGGCUGCUCGAUUCCCAUGUUCCUCCCCGUAACUAAUAGCUUGCAGUUUAAACUGUGCUUCGUAAGCGUGUCUCGUAAUGCACAUACCGGCGCUAUAUACCUACUGGGGGCGUGCCUUGAGCGUCCUCUGUCACGCGCACCCUUCCCCCUUUAACGUCCGCAUGCUGUCCUCAGCCACGUUCGCCUUCCUCUAUAUAAGCAGCUUGUCGGCAGGAAAUGCUCCCACUCAGUCAAGCGGAGCGCUCAUCACACAACAACUUUUAUAGAUUUUAGAACUCGGUGCACACAUAAUUAUUACAAGGCGCCCCGUCCAUUUUGGAGAAAAUUUAAGAUUUUUAAGUGCGCCUUAACGGCACGGUAGCCGACUGGUUAGCACAUCUGCCUCACAGUUCUGGGGACCGGGGUUCAAAUCCCGGUCCCGCCUGUCUGGAGUUUGCAUGUUCUCCCCGUUUCCUCCCACAUCCCAAAAACAUGCGUGCUAGGUUGAUUGAAGACUCUAAAUUGCCCGUAGGUUUGAAUGUGAGUGCGAAUGGUUGUUUGUCUCUAUGUGCCCUGCGAUUGGCUGGCGACCGGUUCAGGAUGUACCCGCCUCCCGCCCGAAGAUAGCUGGGACAGGCUCCAGCAGCCCGCGACCCUAGUGAGGAGAAGCGGUAAAGAAAAUGGAUGGAUGGAUGGAAGUGCGCCUUAUGGUCGUGAAAAUACGGUACCUGGCAACGUGAGAUCUCCUUUUUUGGUUUCAUGUAAGAACAAAUAGUUACUGCACAAACAGACUUAAUACAAUGUGGCUUGAAUAAACAAAGAGCAUUUGUCAAAUACA